CAGUGUUGUUGAAUUGUUUAAAAAACAAUCUCAGAGAACAGAGAAUUUGGCAUCUACCUGCAUUUAAACCUGAAUAAACGCUAAACAAAGCGAACACGAAAAAAAACAUCUCUGUAACAUUGUUCCUUUGAUCCUUGUCUAACGCGGCUACCAUGGAGACGAGCGCGUGCUGGCGGAAACACUGUCACCACUAGAGCGCUGCCUUUUGUUCAGAGGAGUUUGUGUUGGAUUCUGUCACAGUGUCGGUGUUUCUGAGCAGGGAUUAUGGCACCUCACAAGCCCGGCUCGGAUCCCUACAGAUCUGCAAAAACACACGCCAGCAGCCUGGGCAUGAGCGCUGCCAGAAGGCCCAGAAUGGAGCUGCUCCAAGCGGAUCACGAGCUCUUCUUACAGGCCUUCGAGAAACCAACUCAGAUAUACAGAUUCCUUAGAACGAGGAACCUCAUUGCUCCCAUUUUUCUGCACAGGACCCUCACGUACAUGUCCCACCGCAACUCACGACCUAGCGGCAAAAGGAAACAAUUCAGCAUGGAAGAUCUGCUCUUCAAGGUGGAGAGGAUGAAAACUGAGCAAGAGGCACACAACUUGGCGUCACACCUGCAGCUCACCUUCACCGGAUUCUUUCAUAAAGUUGAUAAGACACAGAACUGUGAAAAUGAGGAGAGCUCUGUUUCACUGGAGGUGUUACUCAUCAAAGUGUGUCAUAAGAAGAGGAAGGAUGUGAGUUGCCCCAUAAAACAGGUGCCUACUGGGAAGAAACAGGUGCCGUUGAACCCGCGAGUAAAGACAGGGACGUGGCCGACCAUCACGGUGACCAAUCAGGAGUUUGAGCCCAGUAACAGCCACAUGGUGAAAUCUUACUCACUGCUCUUCAGGGUCACAUGUUCUGCAGGGAGGGAGAUCAGCACCCGAGACAACAACGUUGCUGACGAGAUACCCGGCAGGAAGAAGCGUUACUCUUCUCACCAAGAUGAUGGAGAGACAACAUUUGUAGCACAGAUGACCGUGUUUGAUAAGAACAGGCGUCUGCAGUUGCUGGACGGUGAAUACGAGGUGUCAAUGCAGGAGAUGGAGGAGUGUCCCGUGAGCAAGAAACGAGCCACAUGGGAAACCAUUGUGGAUGGCAAGUGGGUUCCUCCGUUCGACACGUUCUCUCACGGCCCGACUUUGCAGUUCACGCUCCGCUGGACAGGCGAGGAAAGUGACCUCACGACGCCACCGGUGACUCGACCGCUCGCUACACGCAACACACACACUGGCGGCAGUGAGAACCAGAGGACUAACACACCUAAACCAUCACAAACAGUAGCAGUUAAAGAUCCUGUAAGCUCAGAUGCACUCUUGCGGAAAGAGCAGCUUCAUGUUGAGCCUCGGCAGAAACUCCGUGUUUAUUAUCAGUUUUUGUAUAACAAUAACACGCGGCAGCAGACGGAGGCUCGAGACGACCUGCACUGUCCCUGGUGUACGCUUAACUGCCGCAAACUUUACAGCCUCCUCAAACACCUCAAACUGUCUCACAGCCGCUUCAUCUUCAACUAUGUGAAUCACCCUAAAGGAGCUCGGAUUGAUGUGUCAGUGAACGAGUGUUACGAUGGAUCCUAUGUUGGAAAUCCUCACGACCUGCACUGUCAGCCAGGCUUCGCCUUCAGUCGCAACGGCCCUGUUAAACGCACCUGUGUCACACACAUCCUUGUAUGCAGGCCGAGGCGCACAAAGCCGUGUCUCUCCGAAUUCCUGGAGUGUGACGAGGUUCCGUUGGAGCAGAGGAGGCCUCUAGUGAGUGGCCAUAACCGCCUUUACUUCCAUAGUGACAGCUGCACACCUCUGCGUCCUCACGAGAUGGAAGUGGACAGUGAGGACGAGAAAGACCCUGAGUGGCUGAGGGAGAAAACAGUCAUGCAAAUCGAUGAGUUUACUGAUGUCAACGAAGGGGAGAAGGAGGUGAUGAAACUGUGGAACCUUCAUGUUAUGAAACAUGGAUUUAUAGCUGAUAAUCAGAUGACUCAGGCCUGCAUGCUAUUUGUGGAGAACUUCGGUUCUGUGCUCGUGGAGAAGAGCCUGUGCCGAAACUUCCUGCUGCAUUUGGUCAGCAUGCACGACUUUGGCCUGGUGAGCACACAGACCAUCGACAGGGCCAUGGCUCGCCUGCGCCAGUGUAAACCGGCGGGGAAUAACAACAACGCAGUACUGGCAAAGGAACACGCCUGAAACAUGGCAGGACAAAAACUUUAGAUGAACUUUCUCAGACCACAAAACCUGCCAGACCUCUGGAUGCCAGAUCAUUCAUUUUAACAAAUCAGCUGAUUCAUUGGAGAUAAUGAACGACGCCGUGCUUUGAAAUAAACAUGGGUGCUAUUUUUGUACCUUUUUUUUUUUUUUGGCGCCAAUUUUUUGAUGGAAAUAUUUUUAAUAUAUUUUAAACAGCGUGACAAGUGGGGGUAAGACCUGGCCAAUUUGGCGACUUUUAUUAUUAUUAUUUUUUUGUUUGCUUUUUUUGUAUAAUUAUUUUGUUCGAUGCUAUUGAAACUGUGUGUAUGUUGUGCGAUGUGACAGAAAAUUGUCCUGGUAGUACAUCCGGGGUUCAACAAGAGAUGGGCUUGUGUUAAAUUCGCUUACAUAUCAUGAUGUUGCCUCUUUUUAGCUCAGUGUCCUCAGCAUCAAAUCCUGCUGUGUAGUAAACUAUAUAAAAGGAGCAUAUUUGCUAAGCAAACUGACUACCUGAACACAACACUGCACAAACAUUAGUAGCAUGUUGAGUACCUAGCUAGCGACUUUGCACAGUAGCUAGCAAUAGACAAAAUCACUAGCAUGCUCGCUAGUGGGAAAGUCUUUCUGCCUAGCUGGAGGUUGAGCCAAAGAUGUAAGCAGGAAGUUAGUGAUGAAGUCAUGAUCUAGCUUUGUGAUUGGCAAAUUUAAUUCAAGCCCCAUCCUUGAUGAUCGGUCAACACAUCACAAUACAAAAUUACAUUUUUGGGAAAAUUGGAAGAUGUGUGUGCGUGUGGGAGUGAGGGGUUUUGUUUAACUGAUUAAUAAAUGAAUAAAUACAAUGUGAACAGGGGCAUCAUUUCCUCAAAGUUCGAAUAGUUACGUUUCUCAAACGUUGUAGCUUUUUUUUAUUUGAAAGGAUGUUUCUACUGGUUGUUAAUUUUUUUUCUGUGAUUGCUGAAAAAAUGUGAGAGAAGCUCAUAAUAAUUCAGGGUAACGCAAAAAAAGUGGUUGUCUCCCUGUAGUGGUGUCCGAGUGGGAGGUCUGCAUCAGGACCUAAACAAAAUCUUAUGAAGCUUCCACAGUAAACAAUGGUUUGUUUUUUUUUCUUCAACACUGUGAAGUAUAGAAUUUUAACCAGCGUCCUGACCUGCAGCAGGCUAAAAUAUUAUGUUGAACAUUUCAUGUGAGGUACAUGUUUAAAAUCAGGCAGGUGUUGCACAUGCGUAGUACAAGUCAAAGAAGUGGCACAGAAGGACUGAUUGAUUUGUUUUAAUUUUUAAUCAUGUCGCAUGGAGUUGUUAAAUCACUUACCCUUGACCUAGACAUGUCUGUUAGUCAGUGCAAAAGAGGAGGAUGAUGUAUUCACAGUUUUCUUGUAAAUGACUGACUUAGCUUGUUAAUUAACACACACUCACACCACACUGUGGUUCCAAGGUGCUGAAACUGAAGUGUGAAUGUCUGUAACUGUUGCACUGAAACCAAGUGGUACAUAACUGGGCAUGUGCCGGUAAUCAAUACACCUAAUCAUCAUAUAAUCCAUGGUGCUAUGAAAUAUCAGCAUGAACUCUCUCUCUCACUUGCUUUCCGUUUGGAGUGUCUUUUCCUCAUGAUAAUAAGGUUACCGGUGCGUGCUGUCAUUGGCUAGCUUUUUUCUAACUGACCUACCUAGCUAGGUAGGGAGUCAUAUUUGCGGUCUGUCAGCUUUGCGUUAUAGGAGUUAGUUAAACGUAACUACACCUUUCAUCCUUUUACCCUUCUCGCCAGUUCCUAGCUUGAAUACCAAAUAAGAUAAUAAGAUAAGUUAGUGCUUGUUGCAAAAAAAAAAAAAUACAUAAAACACAAGUUCACUUGCUAGGUGUCUAACUUAACGGUUUAGGAUUUUAAACUGAGAUAAGCGCUAAUGAAAGCUAGUUACUUGGCUGCACUUUCUGCUAGCCUAGCAUUUAAAGAUGUUGGGCAUCUAUCACAAACAUGCCUGGUGAAUAACACCAUUUAGAAUUGUUCAUCUAGAAGAUUUUUGUGAAGUUUAGCAGCUAGAGUUGCUCAGCUAGCACAAGUACAGCUUUUUGUUGAAAUUUUAAGUCUACUUGAAGGUGGUGUUCUGAGGUAAAAAUGAAGGCUGGCCAGUAAUAAUAAUGGCUAAAGCUAAACAUUUCGAUACGGCACACACACACACCUGUACAUAUAUACAUACAGUACAGGGUAACACACACACAGCCUUGUGAGUAGGGGGACACCUUGCAGAAUUGUUUACACUUAGUUAAUAAGUACUUUAUGCAGGAUGCAGUCUUUGUGUGGAUAUUUUAGUCACGUGGGGUUUUAUUUUUUGUAGAAACAAAUUAGGAAUGCACUGAUACAUAUUAUUUUUAUUUUUUUAAGUUUGAUGCUCGUUUCUGCACAUUUAAAUUGAGUGGCAAUAGUGAAGCGUAAAUACAGGACUUGCUUAAACUGUUAUUUAUGCUCUCUUAUAGUUACAUUCCAGUAUGUGUAAUAUGUGUGCGUCAUGAGAAGCACAGAUCUGUUGAAUCUUGGAAAAGUCCUAGCCAAUGACAGCUUGAGGUAAACAUCAUAUUCAUAUAUUGAUAACAUGCAGGAAAAUGAAGAGUGGAUCAGAUCAGAUCAGAUCCUGUCUGAUGUCUUUGUUCCAUGUCAGAUCAGUGCAUCUGUAGUGAGAAGUGCAGGUUAUUUCUUUUAUUUCUUUUUAUUUUCUUUUUUUUUCCCUAUUUCUAUUUUAAUUAGCAGUGUUUUGUUUUUCUUUCCUGCUGAUUGUUUUGGUUUGUUUCCAAUGUAUUUGUGCUGUUUUACUUUGCUUUAACCAAAAUGCAGUGAUGCGCACGUGCCGUUAAUCAGGUCGACGAUACAAUCACAAUAUUCUGUGACAAUACAUGUACAAUCUAAAUAUUCUUUCCAAUUGUCUUAAAACAAUCCUUAUUUUGGAUCAAUAUCAAGCCUAGUUUUUAGCAGAGAAGGCUGAGCCGUAUUUUAGUUUAGGUUAAAAAAUACACAGACUUGAUGCUCCUGGUGCAGUUAAACUAGUGAUCAUUUCACAAAGCCUGAAACAUUUGGAAUCUUGUAGGAUCUUAAGUAAACUCUGCCCACAAAGGCAGCAUUUUCAGAAUAUGCAUACAAGCCAGACAGCAAAACUCAUGCGAUUACAUUUUCGUAUCUUAAUCUCUUGAACUUAUUUUGUUUUUAAUUACAAAAUAUUUAAAAAAAAUUUAUUUUUUAAUUAGAGUUUUUAAAAUUUUCAUGCUGUGUUCAAAAAAUGUCUCACUUCUAUAAUUAACAUAAGCACAGAAGCUCUCCAGUCUAGUGCACGCUAAAUAUCACUAUUUUGUUGUGGAGCUGAUUAGCGGCACAUGGCUCUACUGUACACUUGGGGAACAGAUGCAAAAAAAAAAAAAAAGGAUUAUAUCUCAUGAGAAGGAUGGGUUUUUUUUUUGUUGAUGAAGUCGACUUCACAUACCAAAGGGAGCGAAGCUACUGUAAUUCUUUGAAAUUCUUUGCAUCCAUUUUGAAGCUUUGGCUUUACUUUUUUUUUUUUUUGAUGGAUCUGUGCAGGAGUUCUUAUUCAAUUCUGGACUGUAACUUGACCAGCUAAAAACAUUUUUCAGACCAGUGACGUUUGCACAAAAUACAGUUGGCCAUGGGGGGGAUGUAUAAAGAGCCAGCUUGUUGGUGCUUUUGUUCAAAAAGAGUUGUUUUGUUUUCUAUUUAAAAAAAAAAAUAAAUAAAGGAUUUUUUCAUUGCCAAUAA
This is a messenger RNA of Tachysurus vachellii, 5964 nucleotides long. RefSeq names its product SUZ12 polycomb repressive complex 2 subunit a (gene suz12a). Lineage: Eukaryota; Metazoa; Chordata; Actinopteri; Siluriformes; Bagridae. The transcript has 16 exons. Gene Ontology annotation, molecular function: chromatin DNA binding. Gene Ontology annotation, cellular component: nucleus; ESC/E(Z) complex. The coding region runs from base 265 to 2208 and encodes 647 amino acids. The record is from RefSeq and is a predicted model, not a curated record.